CUAACUGCAGUCGAAUGUUACUGUCACCCCAUCCUCUCUGAGAGGGUGUGACUAAGACACUUCAUACUGAGACAAGACAAGAAGAUUUUUCGACAUAUUACCAUAAACAGAGAUGCUUACAACUUCCAUCUCACAACUCCAAGAUCUAUAAUGCCUUUUAAUAAUCUUCAUUACUUGAGUUUAAAUCAGACUACGGGUUCAGGGAACUCGGAUGGAGGUCUGCAAGGGAUUCCUGGAUGGGAAAAGGCAUAGCAGCGAGCACUCUUCCUGCAGUCUGACAGAAUAUAAUGACUUGGAGGCUGCUGAAGCUUUGGUCUGCAUGAGCUUCUGGAGUCAGAUGUCUCCAAAACCCAACGUCUUCAAACCUCGCCCUCUCACACCAGCAUCAGACUCUUGCGAUUCUGUUUUGCAACCCGAACCGCCGGAGACUCCGAAGGACUUCGUCUCAUUAUCCUCCCUGUGCAUGACACCACCUCACAGCCCCAGUUUUACUGAGAUCUCCAACACUACAGCAGUGCCGGGAUCUCCUUCCCCACUGGCCCAACCGUGUCCCAGCCUCCUCAGUGCAAGAUCUGCUUUUCCCACCAUAACUUCCGUCAACCAGAUGGCCUCUUCUGGACACCGUACAGAGAAGACCACAUCUCCACCCUGCAGAGCAAUGGCAACCAGCGUAAUACGCCACACGGCCGACAGCUCCUUGUAUCAAAACAUUCCACAAGCCGUGUACCCAUCAAAGACUGAUAAACAGCUGCCUGAGGUUCCUUCAGCAACGCCUUCACCGCCCUGCCAACCCCAGAAAGACAAAACAACAGAAUGCCAUAACACCAGCACGCCCCCCUCCAAAAUCGAUACGCUUUCAACUCCUCAAUCACCACCCCCAACACCAAGUCCACCAAUCAUAUGCCAGAUGUUCCCAGUGGGACAACCAGGAGUCAUAUCGGCCACGUUUAUUCAGAAGCCCAGCCCUGGGGUGAAGUCCAUCUUACCACAGCCUCUCUUGAUGGGCUCUCCAGUGCCUCAGGGGACAGUGAUGUUUGUGAUGCCCCAAUCGCCAGUGUCUUCUGCUUCACAGUGCCCACAGACUGUUAUGACUCUGGGCAACACCAAGCUACUGCCCCUUGCUCCAGCGCCUGUCUAUGUGCCUUCAGGCCAAAGCAUUGCCAUGCAGGUCGACUUUUCACGGAGACGCAACUACGUCUGCAAUUUCUCAGGCUGUCGGAAGACAUAUUUCAAGAGCUCUCACCUGAAGGCACAUCUGAGAACUCACACAGGUGAGAAACCGUUUAGCUGUAACUGGGAAGGAUGCGAUAAGAAAUUCGCCCGGUCUGAUGAACUCUCCCGGCAUCGACGAACACACACAGGCGAGAAGAAGUUUGUCUGUCCGGUGUGCGACCGGCGGUUUAUGCGUAGCGACCACCUCACCAAACACGCCCGUCGGCACAUGACCACCAAGAAGAUGCCUUCCUGGCAAACGGAGGUGCGAAGUAUGAAUAAGAUCACCACAGUUAAAGCCUUGCCCCAUGGGACAGCAUUACCAGUCAGCAUGUUGCUUCCAGCCUCAAACUAAAUUUAAUUGAGCCUGAACUGUUACUGACAUUAUGCAGGGACAUCUGAUAUGAGGGCAUGCCUGCUGAUUCUCUCACGGGCGAAAACACGAUUAUGCACUGGACUCUUUAUUUCGCUGCUUAUAUUUCGCACUCUACAAUGGAACUUUUUGUUUACUAUUGUGUGAAAGAUUAAUGCACUCUUUUGCCAAAGUCUUUGUACUAUGUUUGUCUUAAAAGAAAUUAUCGUUUUCUUCCUUUUUUACGUUUGUAUGUAAAUGUAUGAUAUGCUAAACUACGUAUAAUUAAAAGGAAAAUUAGUAUGUAAAAAUGUAUAUGUGGAUAAUUACCUACACUGUGAGUAUCAUAUAAUACUCUUUUAUUUAAUACUCCUUUUUUAAAUAAACAAUGAAGAAUAAGUUUA
Misgurnus anguillicaudatus (oriental weatherfish) is the source of this 1968-nucleotide messenger RNA. RefSeq names its product Kruppel like factor 11b (gene klf11b). The record is from RefSeq and is a predicted model, not a curated record. Lineage: Eukaryota; Metazoa; Chordata; Actinopteri; Cypriniformes; Cobitidae. Gene Ontology annotation, biological process: regulation of transcription by RNA polymerase II. Gene Ontology annotation, molecular function: RNA polymerase II cis-regulatory region sequence-specific DNA binding; DNA-binding transcription factor activity, RNA polymerase II-specific.